This is a messenger RNA of Mya arenaria, 3285 nucleotides long. Its product is annotated as alpha-L-fucosidase-like. Gene Ontology annotation, biological process: glycoside catabolic process; fucose metabolic process. The transcript has 8 exons. The record is from RefSeq and is a predicted model, not a curated record. Gene Ontology annotation, molecular function: alpha-L-fucosidase activity. Lineage: Eukaryota; Metazoa; Mollusca; Bivalvia; Myida; Myidae. Gene Ontology annotation, cellular component: lysosome. Bases 33 to 1418 code for a protein of 461 amino acids.
ACCAUCAUGUGACAUAAUCAAUAGACCGCAAAAUGGCGUCUGUCAACACAAUUUUGUUGUUUGUUUUUGUAUUUUCCUUCAUAUCCUUAUUGACAGUUUGUAAUGCUGUCCGAUAUGACCCUACCUGGGACUCACUUGACACACGUCCAAAUCCCGCAUGGUACGAUGAAUCGAAAAUUGGCAUUUUCCUGCAUUGGGGCGUAUUUUCAGUGCCAAGUCUGUUGAGCGAAUGGUUUUGGAUGCAGUGGGAAGGAGAAAAGAACAAACGUGCUAUAGAAUACAUGUCAGCAAACUACAAACCAGACUUUACUUAUGCUGACUUUGCUAAAGACUUUGAUGUUGACCUGUUUGAUCCAAACGAAUGGGCUGAUAUUUUCAAUGCCUCUGGAGCACAAUACAUCGUGUUGACAAGCAAGCACCAUGAGGGAUAUACCAACUGGCCGUCCAAAUACUCGUUUUCCUGGAACUCAAUGGAUGUUGGGCCACACAGGGACCUUGUUGGUGACUUGGCUACUGCAAUCCGCUCGAAGACAAACAUCCACUUUGGCCUGUACCAUUCCCUGUUUGAAUGGUUCCACCCCCUCUAUCUACGGGACAAGGCUAACAAGUGGAAGACCAAUGAAUUUGUCACUAGCAAGACGAUGCCGGAGCUUUAUGAGCUCGUGAACACAUACAAACCUGACGUGAUCUGGUCUGACGGAGACUGGGAAGCCCCUGAUACAUACUGGAACUCUACUGAGUUCAUUGCCUGGCUAUACAAUGACAGCCCAGUGAAGAACAGUGUUGUCACUAAUGAUCGCUGGGGACCAAAGGUUCGAUGCCAUCAUGGUGGCUUCCUAACUUGUACAGAUCGGUAUAACCCGGGAGUUCUUCAGAAGCGUAAAUGGGAGAAUGCCAUGACAGUGGAUAGCCAGUCAUGGGGAUACCGGCGGGAUGCCACUCUAAAAGACAUGCUAACUAUGGAAUCACUCCUUGCAACACUUGCUUCCACUGUCAGCUGUGGAGGGAACAUGCUGAUCAACGUAGGGCCCACAAAGGACGGGCGCAUCAUUCCACUGUUUGAGGAGCGACUACGGGCUCUGGGUGUGUGGCUACAGUUGAACGGGCAGGCCAUAUAUGGGACCAAGCCCUGGACCCACCAGAAUGACACCAUCGCCAAGAAUGUGUGGUACACUUCAAAGAAGAACACUGAUGGAGGAUUGGACGUAUAUGCCAUUCUACUGAACUUCCCCGACCCCGGUCAAUUUGUUCUUGGGGCCCCCACCGCAUCUCCUGACACCAAGGUUACCCUGCUGGGCUACUCAGACCCCCUCACAUGGAAGGGAUCAAAAGGGAUCAGUAUCACCAUCCCCGCCAUACCAUUCAACAGAAUGCCAUGUCAAUAUGCAUGGGUUCUGAAACUCACAAAUCUGUUUUGAUUAAGUAGACUUAACCAGUUGACAUGAUGCUAAACUGCCCUUGAAUAAGAAAAAGAAUGUUUAUCCAAUAUAUUAAGGUGGUAAUGACUGAGACAUUAAAAUACCAGCAGGGAAAUGGAUAAAUUGGGUUAAUUUUUUUGUUUGGGUUAUAGUUAGCAAGAAAGGGUAUUGAUUGGCCAAUAUUCAUUCAAUAAUUAUUAUUGACCAAUCAAAUGAAGUGCCUAAAUUUCUUGUUCAUAUAUCUACAGUACAUACCUAUUGAUUACCUUAUAAAUUGUAUAAAUUAAGUUGCAAAUAUUGUGGUACUUUUACAUGAUUUAUAGUUAAUUUGUUUACCUAAGAGCAUAUAUAAGCCGUGGCAUAUUUAUUAUUAAUUGGAUUACUGGUAAUCUUGGCCUAUCACAAAUAUGUCCUAUUCAUUAUAUUUCAUUGAAUCAACCUUCUUCUUCAGCAUGUUUAAGCAUCAUGUCAGUUACAAAUCAAGAAUGAAAGCAGAAAUGUUCUAAGUGAUUCUUUAUCUAUUGACACUUGCAAUCUUUUUGUUUUUAUCCUUGAGAAUGUACUCCACAAAAUUCCAUAUAAAUGUGAUAUUGCAAAUUUACAUCAGGUAGUUAGGUCCUUAACUAGAAAUAUUUGGAAUCAUAUAUAUAUUUUUUAAUCAUUACUUGUAAUUACGCAAUGUAUGUUUAUUUUCUUGUUUAUAACAAUGGAUGAGAGAGACCUUGCUUGAAACUUACCUUCAGUGUUGUUUGAAAUGUCUCGCUUAGUGUCUAAUUGGCCUUAACACAAGCUCAUUGGUCAAGUUUUGGCUGAUCAUCGCUGUAGAUUAGGGUUGUGUGAUUUUUACAAUUGUCAAGUCUAAUCAAGUCGUAUGAAAUAAAGUUCCCUUAAUUUGUUUGUUUAAGAUCCUAAAUGAGUUUGUAACAUGAUUUGUAUAACCCCUUGCUGUUUUACAAAUAACGACACUGGGCGUUCUGAAUCAGUGCGAAGAAAAAAAUCUAUCCUUCCUUCCUAUCACUAUAUUGCUUUUGAAUGUUUUUUGUUACAUUGUAGUUUUUUGAUUGGCAUGUACUUUUACUUGAGUUUGACUCUUGAUGAUAAUAGAAAGGGUUUUCUAAUGGUAGGCUUACCCAUUCACGUUUUCCUCGUGAUUUGCUAGAUACCAUUACCAUUCACUUUGGUAUGCCUUUAUGACCUAGAUCACAAAUCUGAUAUAUAACAUUCUUAUUGAGUAACAAAUUGCCCUUGGGUAAAAAUAUUAACAUGUCUUACAACUCGUGUCUUAGUUAUACUUAUAUUGACGCACGUUUAUUCUGAUUCUGCAUCCAACAAAAACUGCAUAAAACUUCCUUGCCAGACAUAAAAGGUGUUUAAACAUAAAAAAAUGGAUUUAUCGUGCUCAUGUAAGUGCACACGCCUUCGAACAGAAAAAAAAAGAUGCAAAGAUUCAGUAAAAUUUUAGCUGAUAUUACUUACCAGGUCAAAAUAUCCUCAUAUCCUCCCAAAACACCAAAAUCCUUUUGAAAACUGCCAUUUUGUUCCGCAUCUAACAUUUCCCUCACUUAAUAUUUGGCAAAAACAAUAUGUUGGAUACCCUGUCUGAUUAGUAGUUGAAAAUUGGUUUGUUGAAUGGUUUAAAAUGCAUAUGAUGCUAUUUUCUUCAUUACAGUUUUGUAAAUGAGUACAAUUAUUUUGUUGCUAUAAUCAAAUUAUUUUGUUAAUGAUUUUAUGUUCAUGUUUUAAUACUUUCUAUCUGUGCCUUAUAUUUUGUUCUGUGCAAUUUAGUGAUAAUAAUACCGAGAAACAUGUUAAAUAUUAUAUGUGCUACUUUGUCUAUGUACUCAAUAAAAUCGUGACCAGCUUCAAA